Molecule: messenger RNA, 3228 nt
Organism: Puccinia graminis f. sp. tritici CRL 75-36-700-3
Lineage: Eukaryota; Fungi; Basidiomycota; Pucciniomycetes; Pucciniales; Pucciniaceae
Exons: 3
Coding region: 1-3228 (1075 amino acids)
Source: RefSeq, a predicted model, not a curated record
AUGAGCGAACCUAACCAAGGAAAACAAGCAGCCAACCAGGGUAAAGAACCCGGCCCGCAAAACGAGUCGCCAGAAGACACGAACACACCUGGCUUGCAACAAACGCAGAACCUCGGCCCACAAGGGGUUACCUCACAAAAUGCGACGCUCGCACAAGCAGCAACCGGUAGGACGAUCGCAUCCUCAAAAAAGUCCAGGCUAUCCUCUAUAGCCGAGAAACCACCAGCCAAAGCAAUCCGGAAUGAGGAGGAGGAGGAAGAAUCCCCAGACGAGGACCAAGACGAAGAGCCAGAAGAGAUACUGGGGCUGUUGAGAGCGGCACCAAAACAAGGCAAGAAAUCACAAUCGAGCCAAAAACGAGCGAGAGAUGCCGACGCCCCAACCGACGGAGGCGAAGAGAGCAUCCUCUUAGAAAAAGCUAUGGCAGCCCAGAAGAACGGCGACACCGAUCGCGCAGACAUGUUCUUCGACUUAUUGGCCGAGCUCAGAGCCAAGAAGCCCAGACCAACUCACCCGGAGCAAGAGAUCCAGCUCAUACCACAAAAGUCGACGGCGAUGAUCGGCAUAAAGUCGGACAACCCCCAAAUAAAGGAAGGCGGCCUCUCUUUCUACGGUAAAGGAGUCAACACCUUCCGCGAUAUGGGCCUCCCAACGUUCUUUGACAAGAACAUGAAGGAGCUUAAAGGCCCGCUCCCACUCACCAUCUUCAACAAGAAAUGGCAAGACGCGGCGGUACUCUUCCACACCGACAAACGCUCAAAAUCGGAGGAUAGCUCAGAAACGAAAGACCGAUACACCGGCCUGAAAUUCCAAAGCGAGUGGGAGCAGUCCUUCAGCGACUGGACCAUCAACCACCGAGCUUUUCACCUCUCCCUGCUGAACAUCUACGGCUUCCCGACCUUCGGGGGCUGGCUCCUAGACCACAAAGCCAAUUGCGACCGGAUCCAAACACAACACGGGUUUAUGGCCGCACUGAGGUACGAUAUCCAACUCAGGACGAACGCAUUCGCCCACAGAGUGGUGGUAAACGGCGACCCGUCGGUACCAGACAUAUCGGUGCUUCGAACCGAUAUCGCCAAAGAUUGCUACGCGGAAGCGCGUAACUUCGAUGAGCUGGGGUUUAGAGAUAUCAACCCUUACGCGCAAGGGGGACCAAGGGCACACCUGGAUCCCCUGACGUGCCUGCCAAAGCCCGGGAAAACAGCUUUCGUCAAACCACCUUCUCAGCCGCCCCAAUAUCAAGGGGCCCCAGGCUACGGCCAGUUCAAUCCAGGGUACCCCCAAGGUUUCUACCCAGGCGGCCAGUACCACUACGGGUACAAUUCACCCAUCCCGAACCACUACCCCCCAAACCAAGCCCAACUCGGCAAUAAUCACGGCCAAGGACAACGUCAGCAAGACGCUAGAGGGAACGGAAACAAGGGAGGAUACAAGGGGAAGAAUUUCAACCCGAGUUAUCAAGAUCAACGGAGAGGAAACCAACAACCGCCCAGCCAGGGAGGCGGACAAAUGGUCUUAAGUUCUAAUUCUCCACGAGCCACCUGGCAAGUGGAAAUACCCGAGAGAGACCCUGAAGAAGACCAUGAAACACACGAGAAAGGGUGGCCUUCAAAAGUAUCUUGUGAGAUGAAUAUCCAGGCGUGGGAGGAGGCGCUGCGCAAGGCGGACCUGCUACCUGAGUUCCAAGACGUUUUAGAUGGCUUUGUUAACGGUUUCGACCAAGGGAUUCCCCAACAUAGAAUAGGGGACCAACCGCAUUUUACCCCACCAAACCACGCAUCAGCCCUUCAGGCUAAAGACAAAAUUCAGAAAUCGAUUUGUACAGAGCUGGAGGCCGGUCGGAUGUUCGGACCGUUCGAGAAAGACCAAGUGAAUGAAGUAUUCCCUUUCUUUCGAACAAAUCCGCUAGGAGCGGUGAUCAACGGAGAUGGCUCACUAAGGCCAAUAAAUGACCUAUCAUAUCCACACGGCAAAGACGGUGUCCCAUCAGUGAACUCCUUCGUGGACGCAGAUGAUUUCGCAACAUCUUGGGAUGACUUCAAUAAAGUAGCAUCAUUUUUCCGGAAAUUAAAAUCGCCAGUGCUCCUUGCCAUUUUCGACUGGGAGAAAGCAUAUCGGCAAAUCCCAACAGCGAAAGACCAAUGGCCGUAUUUGAUGAUAAAAGAUUUUGAUGAUAAAAUCAUCCUCGACACUAGAAUAACGUUCGGAGGAGUAGCGGGGUGCGGGUCCUUCGGCAGGCCAGCAGACGCUUGGAAACUCAUAAUGAAGGCGGAAUUCGACCUGCUCGAAGUGUUCAGGUGGGUGGAUGACAACCUAUUCAUCAAGACACCGGGAUCCAAAGUCACCAUGAAGCACAUUGUGGACCACUCAAACACUCUUGGAGUGAAAACAAACAAAACCAAAUUCUCUCCGUUCCAAGAGGAACAGAAAUUCAUUGGCUUCCUGUGGAACGGAACCUCGAUGACAGUCAGAUUACCGGCAGAGAAAAUCCAGAAAAGGAUAGAACAAAUCAAAGUCUUUCUGGAACCCGGGGCAUCAAGCUCAUUCACGGAUGUAGAGGCAUUGGCUGGACGGUUAAACCACGUCACAUUCAUACUUCCGCAACUCCGAUGCUAUUUGUGCUCAAUCUACAGAUGGCUCAAGUCCUGGAAAUUCUCGAUGGCACCAAGAAACACCCCAGUCGACGCAAAAGAAGACUUAUCGUUCUGGUUGCACACACUCACCACGUUCUCAGAGACCAGACUCCUGCCUAACCCAAACCCAACGGAGGUGGGAUGGGUCGGCGAUGCAUCGACAAGUUUCGGGAUCGGAGUAGUCAUAGGGAAGAAGUGGACGCAGUUGAAAGCGGUUGCAGGUUGGGACACAGGGGUGGAACCGAAGAAGUCAAUUGCCUGGCUGGAAACCGCAGCGAUACGAGUAGGACUCCUUAUGCUGAAGCAAAUGAAAGCAAUCCCCGGGAAGUCCUUUAUCGUCUGGACCGACAAUACGACCGCAGAAAACGCAGUUCACAACAGGAAGUCGAAAGACUGGGCAGCUAACGAAGAGUGGAAGCGGAUACAGUCCCUCCUCAUAGACAUGCAAGUAGACCUGUCAGCAAAACGCGUGACCUCAAAAGAUAAUAGGGCGGAUGCACUGUCAAGAGGGGACAUGUCGGGACACAGCAUGCGAGAUUUCAUUCCGCUGAUCCUGCCACCAGACCUUGAUUUGUUACUCAUCUCCCCAUUCUAA